Coniophora puteana RWD-64-598 SS2 is the source of this 1800-nucleotide messenger RNA. Its product is annotated as MFS general substrate transporter. Gene Ontology annotation, biological process: transmembrane transport. The transcript is spliced from 11 exons. Lineage: Eukaryota; Fungi; Basidiomycota; Agaricomycetes; Boletales; Coniophoraceae. Bases 198 to 1559 code for a protein of 453 amino acids. Gene Ontology annotation, cellular component: fungal-type vacuole membrane. The record is from RefSeq and is a predicted model, not a curated record. Gene Ontology annotation, molecular function: transmembrane transporter activity.
GAGAAAGUCCUGUUAACCGUCAUUUUCGCACUAAGGCUCUCAUAACGGCCGACGGCAGGCUAAUGUGCCAUUUUUAAAUCAUCCGAGGUCCAGUAAAAGGCAACACAAGAGCCAAGUCCCGUGUCGUUGUCCUGCUUCCGCCGCCAGAUCCACACAGGUUGUCGUUCUGUCAAGACCAGCAGAGCCAAGACCCGUCGAUGGCGUCUCCGGAGAUCGUUGAAGCAACGAAUGCACCUGAACCCGUCAGGGCAGAGAGGGCCGACGACGACCGCACCCUUCGUGAACAGCCCUCGUUUGACAUGGCCGAAAAGACCGAGGAGGCACGGGUUGAGGCAAAGGAGGAGGGCAUCCGCGAGCAGUAUGGGGAGCCGCCGGAUGGUGGAAUGAAGGCAUAUUUGGUGCUGCUGUCCACGGUCCUCUGCACGUUUACGACCUUUGGGUUCGUCAAUGCCUGGGGUAUAUUCCAAGAUUACUACGAAGCCACUCUUCUCAAAGAUGAGAAUCCCUCAAACAUUGCGUGGAUAGGGUCAAUACAGUACUCGCUGGUAUUCUUUCCCGGUCUAGUCACCGGACGACUGUUUGACCUAGGCUUCUUCAAAAUCCCCUUCUUCGUCGCUAGCUGUGUCCUCGUCGCGUGCACCUUCCUCACCGCCGAAUGCACCGAGUACUGGCACUUCCUUCUCUGCCAGGGCUUCGCUUUGGGGCUUUCUGCCGGUGUGAUCUUCGGCCCUACGCUCGGUGUCGUCUCGCAUUGGUUCAAGAAGAAGCGCGGGCUGGCGUUGGGCAUUACGGCGCUAGGAUCGUCGGCUGGAGGAACCGUUUUCCCAGUCGCGGCGCAGAACCUGCUGCCUAUGGUAGGGUUCAAAUGGACAAUGCGUAUCUUCGGUUUCAUCCUCAUCGGGUGUCUCGGCGUUGGCAACUUGCUGAUCGACCGGCGACUACCUCCUAUACCGGUCAAAGGCGGGCUUCUCAACCUCGCUGCGUUCCGUAAUAAAGCGUACACCAUGUAUUGUCUAUCGGGGUUGAUGACCUUCCUCGGGUUAUAUACAGUCCUGACAUACAUCCCCGUGAGCGCCACCCUCGUCGGCGUCUCGCCCAACUUCGCGCUCUACCUCGUCGCCAUCGCAAACGCCUCCUCCGCACUCGGCCGCAUCCUCGCGGGCUACUUCGCCGACCGCGUCGGCGCCAUCACCAUCAUGACGCCCUUCACCGUCGUCGCCGGCGUGCUCACGUUCGCGUGGCCCUUUGCGCGCACGCAGGGCUCGCUCAUCGCCGUCGCGGUGAUCUAUGGCGGGUCGUGCGGCGCGUACGUCUCGCUCUGCUCCGCGCCCGCGAUUCUCAUGGGCGAGACGGGCGAUGUCGGGCGGAGGGUGGGCAUGUUUUUCACGAUUUCGGCGGUGGGCGCCGUUGCGGGGCCGCCGAUCUCGGGUGCUAUUAAUAGUGCGACGGGCGGAUUUGAGGAUGUGGGAUGGUAUGCGGGUGGAACUGUGAUGCUUUCCGCGGUGAUGCUUCUCGCCACCAAAUAUCUCCACACUGGCAGCAUUCGGGGAAGAUUCUGAACCAUGCGCCGAAUUGGACAGCGUUAAAGCUGUCGUGCGCAUUUUACAACCCAUUAAGGCGGGGACGAGCCGGCUUCCACCCCCGUGUAGCAUAAUAUCGCUUGCUUUGCACUUUGGAGGGACUUUAUAUAAUAUACACCCCAAUAGGGUUAUGACUGGAUUAUUAAACGGAUCUAUUAAACGGAUCCAAUGCUGGUUGUAAUACGUUAGUGGAUACUCUUGGCUACCGUUGACGAAUGCU